GAAUUAUUUAAAUUUUAAACUAUUUAACUAUAUAUUUGAAAGUUUUGUUUUUCAAUUACUUAUAUUUGUCUAAUAUAGCUGUUCCAUAUUUUUAUUACUGAAAUCCAUCUWAAAGUAAAAUUUAUAAUGAUGAGUAACUUAAGCUUAAACAAAAUAACCUAUAUUUAUGAAUUACCAUACGCAGAACGUAAGGAAUUCUGCAAUAUAAUUGACAUGAACGACAAAUGGGAAGAACUAGGUGGAAAUUAUAUGAAAAUUGACUGUGCAACAUUAUUUAAAAUUAGUAAAGCUCCUAUGCGAAAUCAUUCUUGUACUGAUGAACUCUUAACAUUAUGGGGAGAACAAAAUCAUACAAUAUUAGAAUUAUUUACUAUCUUAUAUAAAAUGCAGCAUUAUCGAGCAAUGAUUAUACUUAAACCAUUUGUUGAUCAGAAGUAUCAUAAAUUAAUAUAUCACGGUGAUAAAAGUUUCAGUAACUUAGUAAAGACAGAAACUGGCAACAUUUUAAAUAGUGAAGUUGGCAAUCUUAUAAAAUUCAAUUCUGAUAGCAAUCAAAAAAGAGUUCAUAAUCUAGAGCAUUUAAAUACAGUAGGCAAAAUAAAUGAGCAAAUUUAUUCUGAUCCAUCUGUUAUGUUUUCCUCUGCUGAAGCAUGUACCCCUUUGAUAACAUACAAUGAACUGGAACAAGCUACUAAUUAUUGGAAUAAAGAAAACAUUUUGGGAAAAGGAGGUUUUGGAGUAGUUUUUAAAGGUAUAUGGAAAAACACAGCUGUUGCUAUUAAACGUCUCGAAUCUCAGAAAGGAGCUGAGCAACAGUUUAAUAUUUUAGAAGCUCAAAGACAACAAUCUUUAAGAGAACUGAAGUAUUUAAAUUCGUGCAGACAUGAUAAUAUUUUAUCCCUAUAUGGAUUUAGUAUUGGUGGAGAAAAACCAUGUUUAGUGUAUCAGUAUAUGAUCAAUGGUUCUCUUGAAGAUCGAUUACAAUGUCGACAAGGAACUAAACCUUUGACAUGGUACAUUCGUUUCAAAAUUGCUACUGGAUCAGCUAGAGGAUUGCAAUUUUUACAUGGAAUGGAUAAACCUUUAAUCCAUGGAGAUAUCAAAAGUGCAAACAUUCUUUUGGAUCCAUAUUUUGAACCUCGUAUUGGUGAUUUUGGGUUGGCUCGUGAAGGACCUCUUCAAGAAUAUACUCAUGUAAAAGUUAGUCAUGUUCAUGGAACAAGGCCUUAUCUACCAGACGAAUUUUUAAGAGGCAAAAAGUUCUCUACUAAAGUCGAUACUUAUAGUUUUGGCGUGGUGCUUUUUGAAAUCGCUACUGGUCAAAGAGCAUAUGACAGUUUAAGAAAUCAUAAAUUUUUAAAAGACCAUGUUGAAAAUAAUGAUGGUCUAAUUUCUGAUAUGGCAGAUGUGAAGGCAGGACCAGACGAAAAUAAUGUAUUCGCUUCUCUUAUGACUAUUGGUAAAAAUUGUGUUAGUUAUAAGGCAAAAGAUCGCCCAGAAAUGGAACAAGUGUUAAGGAAAUUAGAUUGUGUCAUGUUCCAAGAAAAACAUCAAUCUACUAUCAGACACAGUUGUUUACCUACAUUCCAAUACGAGGUGCAAAUGAGAAAACAUUCAACUCCAUCUGGAUCUUACCAUCCUCAGCCAUGGCUAUUUAGUCCUGUUCCGAGUUAUCAGUUAUUGAAACAAAAUACAUCACCUGUACCUCAUCACGGUGCAUUAACUGUUCCUGACCAAAUCGAAGGUGCAGUUAUGCCUCAAUUAGAAAAGAAUAAUUGUCUUAAAGUAACAAGCAAUCCAGCUUCUAUAAGAUCCAUAAAUGCCUCGCCAUCUAUCAAUGAAUCACUUUCUGAUAGCCAGUUGACUAAAAGUGAUGGGGAUUCAACUAGUACUCCUCAAUUUGUUGAUUCUAAACUUCAAACUAGUGUUGAAAAUAAAAAUAGUACUUGGAAUAAUUCAAUUCCUGGAGAAUGUGAUGAAUUGCCAUUGAUAUCAGAACUGCGGUUACAACCUAAUCAAAACUCUAUACAAUAAAUAUUUUUUUAUGUUUAACUAUUCAUAUGUUAUAUUAAUGAUAUAAUUUUAAAUUUAUGAUGUUGAA
Molecule: messenger RNA, 2101 nt
Organism: Diuraphis noxia (Russian wheat aphid)
Lineage: Eukaryota; Metazoa; Arthropoda; Insecta; Hemiptera; Aphididae
Product: serine/threonine-protein kinase pelle-like
Biological process (GO): signal transduction; protein phosphorylation
Cellular component (GO): plasma membrane
Molecular function (GO): protein kinase activity; ATP binding; protein binding
Source: RefSeq, a predicted model, not a curated record